Messenger RNA from Lactuca virosa, 1771 nucleotides. The record is from the annotation of a GenBank genome assembly. NCBI's taxonomy places the organism in Eukaryota, Viridiplantae, Streptophyta, Magnoliopsida, Asterales, Asteraceae.
AUGAAAAAACCAAGAUCCGCAGAGGUGUUCACAUUCCACAGAGCUCUAGUAAAAGUACCAGGGGUCGAACUGAUACAAUUAAACCAUGAGGGGUCCAGAUGCAAUUAUAAGAAAAUCCGCUUUAAAUUUACAUCCGCCUUCGAAGUGACUUUUGCGGCCAACCGUUCUCUCCGUCGAGGGCUCAAUUCAACCACAGAUUUGCUCCACGUUCAUGAAAGAGGGAUGAUGAAGUCUGCUGGACAUGCUUUGCUUUCUUCUUUUACACCUCCUUAUAUUUUCCCCAAAAAUAACUAUCGCAGAUUCCCUCCAAAUUUACUUUGUGGAACUUCAUCUUCUAAAUCAAGGAAGUUAUACGCAUACCAACAAAACCAUCAUUCACAUCCAAAAUCUUCAAUGGUUGUGGAACAGUAUUUACCUCCUUGGUUCAGUGUUGCCCCAAUGAUGGAAUGGACAGAUAAUCAUUAUAGAACUAUGGCCCGCCUUGUAACUAAACAUGCAUGGCUCUAUACAGAAAUGCUUGCUGCAGAAACAAUUGUUUAUCAGGAGAAGAAUUUGGACAGAUUUCUAGCUUUUUCUCCAGAACAACAUCCGAUUGUUCUUCAAAUUGGUGGAAAUAACUUGGAAAAUCUUGCAAAAGCAACUCGACUAGCAAACAGAUAUGGCUAUGAUGAAAUUAACUUAAAUUGUGGAUGCCCUAGUCCAAAGGUAGCAGGACAUGGUUGUUUUGGUGUUCGUCUUAUGCUUGAUCCAAAGUUUGUUGCUGAGGCUAUGUGUGUGAUUGCUGCUAAUACGGAUGCUCCAGUUAGUGUUAAAUGUCGUAUUGGUGUUGAUGAUCAUGAUUCAUAUGAACAACUCUGUGAUUUUAUAUAUAAAGUUUCUUCUCAAUCGCCAACUAGGCAUUUCAUAAUACAUUCAAGAAAGGCAUUACUUAAUGGCAUUAGCCCUGCUGAUAAUCGCAAAAUUCCUCCUUUGAAAUAUGAGUACUUCUACGCCCUCCUUCGCGACUUUCCAGACCUCCGGUUUACAAUUAAUGGAGGCAUAAAUAGCAUCGAUGAGGUACGCGCAGCACAACAAGAAGGAGCUCAUGGUGUUAUGGUUGGUCGUGCUGCCUAUCACAAUUCAUGGUCCAUGUUAGGGAAUGUUGACACUGCAAUAUAUGGGGCCCCACCUAGCGGUGUCACUCGUCGUCAGGUGUUGGAGAAGUAUCAGGUGUAUGCAGAUUCAGUCAUAGGAAUGUAUGGAAAUAGUAAACCAAGUCUCCGUGAUUUGGUUAAGCCUUUAUAUGGACUAUUUUGGGGGGAGCCAGGAAAUGGUGUGUGGAAGCGCAAUGCGGAUUCUGCUUUCCAUCAAUGCAAGACAUUCAAAUCUCUGAUGGAGGAGACUAUAAUGGCAAUUCCUGAUUCAGUAUUGGAUUCACCCAUUGUUGCUUCAUCAUCUACAACUCGUGUAGAUAAAUUUCUUGAUUCCAAGAAUUUGCUACCAUUGCCUUAUACACCCAAGGAACAAGAACAAGAACAUGAGUUGUUGUAUGCUUAGGGGUUAUGUGAUAACUUCUUAAUGGAACCAUUAAGAGGUUGAAGUCAUUGGACACUAAAUGGUUUAGUUUUAUCGAACAAUCUCUUAGUUUGUGAUCACAUUACAAAUUUUUGUUCCAUAACCUUAUACUUGUGCACUAGUUGAAAUUCUUUAGGGAGAGAGAUCCAAUAUCUCUUAUAAACUAUAUACAAUAUACACCCAAGAAAAUUGAACAACUUGGAAUGUUAAUCCCUUA